Molecule: messenger RNA, 5674 nt
Organism: Ictalurus furcatus (blue catfish)
Lineage: Eukaryota; Metazoa; Chordata; Actinopteri; Siluriformes; Ictaluridae
Gene: fzd6
Product: frizzled class receptor 6
Exons: 6
Coding region: 571-2493 (640 amino acids)
Biological process (GO): non-canonical Wnt signaling pathway; canonical Wnt signaling pathway
Cellular component (GO): plasma membrane
Molecular function (GO): Wnt receptor activity; Wnt-protein binding
Source: RefSeq, a predicted model, not a curated record
AAAUAACAGGCCUUUGGGUGGGGUUAAAAUGAAUGCAGCCACUGGAGGGCGUCUGAGGCAUUUCGGCUUCACUUUUCAACCUUUCUCUAGUUGUACAUCUAUACACGCUCUAUGGUUUCCAGUUGGUUUCUUAUUUUCGUUGAUCUGUUUACAUAUUUUUUUAAAGAGAUUGUGGCAUCUGCACAAAUUCUACGUUAUUAAAACUCAUUCCUUAAUUCCCAGGAAGUCCUUAACUACGGAGCCGCGACCGCACAGAAGAGUUUAAACUUUGUUUUUGAAGCUGCAGAAUGCGACGGAGAACAGGAAUUUACCUAAGUGCAACACGAGCUACAAAAUAAAACAAAACAACCGAGACCGACGGAAAUCGAUAACUCCCCAGGGUUUUGGAGUGAUUAGUACAUGAAUCUGGCUUGUGGUCACAAAGUCGAGGUGUUGCUUGUCUCCAUGGAUACAGCCAGACCUUUUGCCCAAAAGCCAAUCAACAUACUCUUUCAGUUGUGCCCAUGUUAAAGGACUGAGCAAUUUUGGGUUUGUACAACAGAGCUAAACAGUGUGGAUGAGCUAUUCACCAUGUGGAGUUGCACCUGGCUCUGGUUGAGUGUAUGUGUGGUGCUACUGGACACAUGCUUGACACAUAGCUUGUUCACCUGUGAACCGGUGCAGGUGCAGUGGUGUCACAACAUGCCGUACAACAUGACCUUUUUCCCUAACAUUCUUGAGCACUACGACCAGGACAUUGCCGCCAGCAAGAUGAAGCACUUCAUGCCACUGGUUAACCUACACUGCUCGCCAGAUGUGCAUUUGUUCCUGUGCCAGGCCUUUGUUCCAGAGUGUACACAGCAGACACAAGUGCGUCGGCCCUGUAGAGAACACUGUCUGCGUGUUCUCUCUGACUGUACACGAGACAUGUACACCUUUGACAUCACUUGGCCACUGGAGCUAUCUUGUGACAGGCUAAAGCCCUGUCACACCUCUGCAGAUGAAUCUACUGACGUGCCCCAAAAAGACAUAACAACACCCAAAGCAUCUUCAUCAGCCAGUAGAGAUUUGGGCUUCUGGUGUCCCUUACAGCUGAAGACCCGUCCUGGUCAGGGUUCCUCCUUCCUAGGUGCUCAGGACUGUGCUCCUCCAUGUGACAACAUGUACUUCAAAACACACGAGAUUGAGUUUGCCAAGAUGUUUAUCGGCAUCUGCUCUAUUAUUUGCUUGUGUGCCACACUAUUUACUUUCUUUACCUUCCUCAUCAAUGUCAAGCGUUUCCGCUACCCAGAGCGGCCAAUCGUUUUCUAUGCCAUCUGCUACAGCUUUGUGUCUCUCAUUUACUUUGUCGGAUUCCUGCUGGGUAAUGAGUCGGCAUGUAACAAGCCCAGCAUCCCAGGCACUGUAUCCACAGUGGUGCAGGGGAGCCAGAGCAAAGUCUGUACACUGCUCUUCAUGAUGCUCUACUUUUUCUUCACAGCUGGUAUGGUCUGGUGGGUCAUUCUCACAAUCACCUGGUUUCUUGCAGCAAGGCCCAAGUGGAGCUGUGAGGCCAUUGAGAAGAAGGCUGUGUGGUUCCAUGCAGUGGCCUGGGGCCUCCCAGGGAGCCUUACUGUCAUUCUGCUGGCCCUUAAUAAGGUGGAGGGGGAUGGUAUCAGUGGUGUGUGCUUUAUUGGCCUAUACGACCUGACAGCCCUGAGAUGGUUCGUGCUGGCCCCGCAGGCUCUUGGUGUGCUUGCUGGACUCUCACUCCUCCUUGCUGGCAUUGUUUCACUUAACCAUGUGCGACAAGUGAUCCAGCAUGAUGAGUACAACCAAGAGAAGCUUAAGAAAUUCAUGAUACGCAUAGGUGUUUUUAGUGGCCUGUAUCUGCUUCCUUUGCUCACACUGCUGGCCUGCUACCUGUAUGAGCAGGCCCUGAGGAGCAGCUGGGAGAACACAUGGAUCAAUGAACAUUGUCAGGAGUAUAGCAUCCCCUGCCCCUACAGAAAAGUUGAUGCUGCUCGGCCAGACCUGUCUCUCUUCCUGAUUAAAUACCUGAUGAAACUUGUAGUGGGCAUCUCAGCUGUUUUUUGGGUUAGCAGUAAGAAGACCUGGUCAGAGUGGGCCUACUUUUUCAACAGAACACGCAAGAAAGACCCUAUCAGUGAGAGUCGGCGUGUCUUGCAGGAGUCUUGCGAAUUCUUCCUGAAGCACAACAGCCGUGUGCAGCAUAAGAAAAAGCACUACAAGUCCAGCUCACACAAGCUCAAGGUCAUCUCCAAGUCAAUGGGCACCAACACCAGUGCUCAAACAACCAACACCACUAACCAUGACCUAGCUUUCACUACUAGCAACUACUUCAAGGGAACACCUGGUUCAGGGUCUGAGAUGCGGGGUUCAUCUAAAUCAUCUGUACAGGAGCACGCUGCCUCGGGAAAGGUGUCUAGCCAGAGCAGCAAAGAGCAAAAGAGUAGCAAAACUGGCAGUUCCAUUAGAGUCAGUGGCAAUGGGGAGCAUCUGCAGAGCCCCUAAAAUGUUUGAACAGCAGGGGUGUCAAACAUGCAGCCUGUAGGCUGGGACUGGCCUAGUAAAUGUUCUAAUCUGGCCCUACAAAUGAUUUUAGGGUCUUGUAGACCCUAACUCAGGGGUGUCCAAUCUUAUCCGGAAAGGGCCGGUGUGGGUGCAGGUUUUCAUUCCAACCACGCAGAAACCACACCUGAGUCUAUUGAAAGCCAAGAUCAACUGAUGAAACAGGUAGAAUCAGGUGUGGCUCCUGCUUGGUUGGAAUGAAAACCUGCACCCACACCGGCCCUUUGCAGAUAAGAUUGGACACCCCUGCCUUAACUGAAUUGAAAGAUUAAAAAGGGAGCUAGUCUCUGUUAUUCCACUAGGGGCAAAGUAGAGCCAGAAACUCAGCAAUUGAAAAAAGUGAUAAAAUGAUGCUAAUUCUUUAUUAGCAAGCUAAACAUUUGACGCUUUCAACCUUGUCUAUUUCCAAAAGAACUAAUUCUGUGGGGUUUCAAAGAAAUGGGGGGUAAAUACCUAUGCAAAAACACAGCUUUUAUGUUAUUCAUUUGUAAAUAAUUCUACAAACUAUAUUAAUUUUUGAUUGAUAUGGAUUGAGCUAUUUUAUUCUAUUUUGACUUCAAAUCCCCAAUUAAGCCCAUUUCAGUUGCAGGUUAUAACACUACCAAAUUGGGGGGAAAGUUCAAGGGAGUGAAUACUUUUGUGAUUGGCUGAGCCGCAUUAUAAGCCGUUGUACAAUUGAAUUCUGUAUUCUUGCCUCAGGUUUCAAACCAAUAAAACUGCUCCAUUUAAGCCAUUGUUCUGUCCAUAGAAUACCCUAAUCUUUCCCUUUAUGUUAAGAUUACCAUAAACAGACUACAUUACAUGGUGAAACAAUUGCCUUUUUGUUUGUUUUUGUGAAUAUUAUUAAUAAUAACUUAUUUAUUUAACACUGGUUUUUGUCUUAUUGUUUUUGUUGCCAUUUUAUGAAAGCCACACGAGGGCAUGCCUUAAAGUAAUUUACUCAUGGGUAAGGGGGUUUUACUCUGCUUCAUGCUGUACCUAAGAACACAAAAUCACUGUUAUGUGAUUACUCUCAUGGCUUAUAGUUAAUAUUCACAGGCUCUUAUAUGUUGAUGGACUAAGUGUAAUGUGAUGAGUUUGACACCCCUGCUUUACAGAAUAAGUCCAGUCAUGAAUAUAAUUCUGCUAUCAUUUAUUAGUUUGUUUUAGACUUAACCUUACUGUUUUCAGGAUAUAGGUUAUGUGAUGACAUGUGAUCUUGUCAUGCAAGUCAGAUUUAUUUUGGCCACAAGACACUGUAGCCAUCACAACCAGUGCAAUGUUUCCCAGACUGCCAGCUUAACUGUUUUUGUGCUUCAUUUGAAGUAUGAUGCCUAAAUAAGAUGCAGCAUCCUAUUGUUUAUUCUCACUUCAAAAGCACCAUUAUCUGUUUCCCAGUUCUUGAGAAAUAUGCACACACUGCACAGAACUGUUCAUUUUACCUCCAGGUUGCACCAGGCCAUAUCUGAUAUCUGAAGCAUAAAAAAUGUUGCAAUGAAUUAUGCAUGCUCAUGGUUACCACACAUCCCGAAAAACCUUGGAAUAUUGUAAUCUAGUAUUUCAGUCAUAGAAAACCCCUGGAAAAUGAGAAAUUUAAUCAAAUUUUCCGGAAAUAUUACUGAGGUGCUGAACAAGAGUAAACUUGGAUGAUUACUCCACUGUUUUAUAUAUAUAUAUAUAUAUAUAUAUAAUGUGUAUAUAAUGUGUAUAUAUAUAUACACACACAUUCACACACAGACACACACACAACUGAUUAGUGGCUGCUUUUUGGGUUGUUUGUUUCUGUUCCUGAAGUCUACAUGCAGAAUGUACACUGGAUAAAUAGCACUGUAUCUUUUUUUUCCUGUGGCAUAAUUAUGAUGUAAGUGGACUGGAAGGGUAUUAACACUGUGGAGUUCAAGUCUGUCCUUUGUUAGAUAUUUAGUUCACAAUUUAUACUGUAUGUUCAUGUAAACAUUAAUUUCCCUCUGUUAACUAACCUGUAUAAAAGAAUAUUGCAUUUGUUAUAGCUUUGCAUUUUAAAUUGUAAGUAUAACUUAAAUCCUUAUUGCUUAAAUACAUUUAAAUUCUAGGUUUAACACAUUGCAUAUAUUUAUUUCUUGGUAUUUUUUUUAAGAUCAAAAUAGGGCACAAUGCUUUUCAACAAUGAUCAUAUUUUUAUUCAGCUCAAAUGUUUAUUCAAAACAGCCACUGUGUUUGUUCUCAACAUUCAUAUACAAAUAUAAAUUGUGUGGACAUUUCUAAGUUGUGUUUUUGUAAAUUGAAACACUGGACACAAUACACUCUGGAUAGGAUGCAAUUCCAUCGCUGGGCAUCACACCCGUUAGCACACUCAUUCGCACCUAGGGGCAAUUUAGAAUUGCUAAUCCACCUAAUGACACUAUUUUGGGAGUUGGGAGGAAAUUGAAACAAUGCACAUACGGUAAAGGGACCUCAGAAUCUUUAAUGCAGUGCCACUACCUGGUGUGCCACAUAACACAACUUCUGUUUUCUCUUGUAAUCAGCUAAUUAUUAUUAUGCUAGUUUUUAUGUCAGCUUUCUUGUCCAUAUCUUCUUUCUAGUAUCACUAUAAUGUUACAGUAAUCAUUUCAGAAAUGUCACUGGUUUUUUUGUUGUUUUUUUUUUAAUCAUAGCAAGUUAAUAGCUGUUCUUUUCAGUUGUUUCUGAGUACGUUAAAUGAUCUGAUGAUAGUUUUAUUAAUUUACUGCAUUAUUUGUGCUAAUUGAAUGUACUUGUUACUGCAAGCAUCUACACUAUUUUUUGUCUUAAAGAAAAUCAAAGAGUUGUUUUUAAUGUGAGAGAAUUAGGCAGAGUACUGGACAUUACCAAAUGCUUAUUAAUAUUUAGCAAAACUUUAAAAUACAUGUCCUGUUAAAACUAUAUUCUUUUCAAGGAAUUCACAAAUUUGAAAUUUUAAUUUGAAAAUGUGAUGUGUAUUUAUGUGGUAGAGGAAAAAACGAGUCCAUAAUGAGAUUGAGCAGCCUGCUGGCACUCCAACUUCAUGCCACAGUGUGAAAGGAGAAAUGGAUUUAUCUAAUUUUUUAUCUUUUUUUUCAUAAUGUUGGUAUUUUGCAAAAUAUUUUUUUAAUCAGUAUGUAUUCAGUGUAAUUUUAUAUUUUAUACUUUGUUCAUGCUAAAUGUUUUA